AUGACCCACGGUUUUGACGAUGACAAAAUGACCAAAAAGAACUUUGCCGACGAUUCAAUUGAUAUCGACCAAUCCGGAGGUGAGGUUCUGGGUCAAAUUAGUCGAUAUGAAGAUCACGAAAGGGCUUUACAGGGCAACGAACACUUUCAUCGCCUUGGUUGGAAGCGUCUCACAAUUGUCCUCAUUGUUCAAUCGAUAGCCCUGGGCAGUCUAAGUCUUCCAGCUGCAUUUGCAACACUGGGCAUGGUGGCUGGUGUGAUACUGUGUGUCGGCCUAGGUCUCAUUGCCAUUUACGCAAGUUACAUGGUUGGGUUGGCAAAGCUCAAAUAUCCACACGCAGCCCACUAUGUUGAUUUCGGUCGUCUCUUGAUGGGAAGAUUUGGCGAGCAAAUCUUCAGUGUCGCCUUCAUUCUCCUUUUGGUCUUAUCGGUUGGGUCUCAUUGCCUGACUGGAAAACUGGCCUUCGCCUCGCUCUCCGACAACUCUGCGUGCGCCCUCAUAUUCAGUGCCGUAUCUGCAAUUAUACUUUUCGCGUUCGCCAUUCCUCCAUCAUUUGCCGAGAUCUCUAUUCUGGGAUACAUCGACUUUGCCUCAAUUAUUGCGGCUAUCGGAAUCUGCAUCAUUGGAACUGGUGUUCAGCGCGGCGAUGCAACUGGGCCUGCGUGGUCUGCGUGGCCUCAAGACGACAUCAAUAUGAGCAAGGCAUUUGUCUCGAUCUCAAAUAUUGCUUUCGCGUACGCUUUUGCGGCUGCUCAGCCAUCUUUCAUGGAUGAAAUGCAUACCCCGGAAGAUUUCACCAAGUCCAUCUCGGCGUUGGGAGCGGCACAGAUCACAAUCUACACAUUGACAGGCUCACUCAUUUAUGCUUUUGUUGGGCAGGAUGUUGAAUCCCCAGCAUUGCUAUCAGCUGGUCCCCUUCUAGCCAAGGUUGCAUUUGGUGUGGCACUCCCGGUCAUCUUCAUCUCGGGCUCUAUCAACGCAACCGUUGCCUGUCGCUAUAUCCACGGCAGGAUUUACCAGGAUUCCGUUGUCCGUUACGUGAAUACAACCAAAGGAUGGGUCACUUGGUUGGUAAUCGUGGCCUUGGCAAACAUCUUAGCGUGGAUCAUCGCAGAGGCUAUCCCCUUCUUCUCGGAACUACUCGCUAUCUGUGGAUGCUUGCUGGUAUCUGGGUUCUCAUUUUAUGUUCCCCCUGUGCUAUGGUUCUUCCUCCUAAAAGAAGGAAGCUGGUAUGAGAAGCGCAAUCUUCGCACUGCAGCCUUGAACCUCUUUGUGUUUGUCGUUGGUAUCGUCAUCCUUGGAUGCGGCCUGUAUGCGAGCAUUGUUGGCGUGAUGACUGCAUUCCGGACUGGUUCUAUCAGUCGACCCUUCUCCUGUAACGCUGGCUGA
This is a messenger RNA of Penicillium brevicompactum, 1389 nucleotides long. RefSeq lists its product as uncharacterized. Gene Ontology annotation, biological process: amino acid transmembrane transport. Bases 1 to 1389 code for a protein of 462 amino acids. Gene Ontology annotation, molecular function: amino acid transmembrane transporter activity. Gene Ontology annotation, cellular component: vacuolar membrane. The record is from RefSeq and is a predicted model, not a curated record. The transcript has 2 exons. Lineage: Eukaryota; Fungi; Ascomycota; Eurotiomycetes; Eurotiales; Aspergillaceae.